AUGCCUCGUGAACAAGUCGAGUGGUAUGCAAAACAAUCAUCGCACGAUGAUAAUAAAAAAACGUAUACACGUCAAUAUUGUACUUACUGUUCAGUUGUUAAUAUUAAUAAAAGCAACAAUCCGUAUGGAAGUUCAUUUGAACAAGAACAAACAUGGACAUUAGGUCGAUCAAUAUCAAAAAAUAAUAAACGGUAUCAAACAUCGAUUGAAAAUAUACAUUUAACGAUGCCGUCGGUAUCGACUAUUGUAAAACCAUAUUCAUCGAAUUUAAAUUAUGAUGAUGAAAAACUGAAAUUCGCCGAUCGAUCAAUUUCAUUAUUACCACCACUUCCACCAUCGCGACAACAUGGGUUAUCAAUUCAUCGUUCGAAUCGUACUAAUCUAGAUGUCAAAGUAAACCAACAACAAAAUUCAAAAGCAAAAUCAACUGUAAGAAAAUCUCAACCUAUAACUAAUUUAAUGCGUAUUAUGCAUGUUAAUGGAGAAUUUAUCGUGCGCAUUUGA
Messenger RNA from Rotaria socialis, 504 nucleotides. Lineage: Eukaryota; Metazoa; Rotifera; Eurotatoria; Philodinida; Philodinidae. The record is from the annotation of a GenBank genome assembly.